Molecule: messenger RNA, 2214 nt
Organism: Anopheles stephensi (Asian malaria mosquito)
Lineage: Eukaryota; Metazoa; Arthropoda; Insecta; Diptera; Culicidae
Product: insulin-like growth factor-binding protein complex acid labile subunit
Exons: 2
Coding region: 134-1858 (574 amino acids)
Molecular function (GO): protein binding
Source: RefSeq, a predicted model, not a curated record
AACGCAUCCGCAACCGAACCAAAUGCCCCUUUUGCUGACACGAUGCAAUCUCCGAUCCGAAUUCGAGUCGCGAUCGUCGUUCAGUCAAUCGCGAACAGUAAUCCAGUGAGGUUCACUAAAGCUGCUUAAGAGGAUGAAGUUCACCAUUGCAGGCCUGCUAGUGGGCCUGACCCUGAAUGCCCUCGUUUCAUACGAGCCGGCGGAUGCAGCGUUAUGCAUGUGUCAUGUCGCGAGCUGCGUUUUGAUCAACGGCAACAGCUCCAUACUGAAAGACGCCGAGCUGUACUGCCCCGCCAACAUGAAGAACAUCAGCGAUAUCUUGAUCUUGCGCUUCAACGAAACGAUUCUCGGGGAGGAUAUAUUCGCAACCCAUACCAACCUUACUUCGCUGGAGCUGUUGCAAGGAACGAUUCAACAGAUCAAGCCCGGAGCGUUCGAGAAGCUGACGAAUCUGACCAAGCUGGACAUACGCAGGCAAAACUUUAGCACGCUGGAGGACUACACCUUCCGCGGGUUGGGUGCGCUGGAGAUACUCGAUCUGUACUCGAACAAUUUGACAACCAUCGCGCCGUACGCUUUCGAUGGGCUCAAGAGUCUCACGCGCCUGACGCUAUCGGGAAACAAGCUUACCCAGCUGCCAGCGAAGCUUAUCAGCUCUUCACCGAUGCUAAAAGUGAUCUCCCUAAGCUACAACUCGCUCACUCACCUUCCGGACGGAUUCUUCGACAGCAUAGAUUUCCUGCUGCGUCUGGACAUUACGCACAAUCGGCUGGAGUCGUUUAACUUCCCCGACCUGAAGGUAAUGCUGUUGUUCCUGCGCAACAACUCGCUCACCAGUCUCAAUGUAAACGAUCACGUGAAGUUUGUGCAGGCCAACCACAACCAGAUUCGCACGAUCACGGGCACAGGUCGCAAUUUGACCGAGCUGUUGCUGCACGACAACGCCAUCUCCGACGUGACGCCUAUUACGCGCCUGACCAACCUAACCAAGCUGAGCCUCAGCAAUAACCCGCUGCAAUCGGAUAGUGUUUUCGCUUCGCUGGUAAAUCUGCAAGAAUUGCUGCUGAGCAACACCAGCAUCCAAAUCACGGAAAAUACGUUUGCCAACCUCAGCUUGAUUAUGCUACUGGAUCUGUCGUACAACAAUCUGACGGAGCUGGAUUUCAGCAUGUUCGCCGCGAUGAACGAUCUCGAAACGCUGAUCGUUGCGUACAACCACAUACAGAUGAUCAACUUUAUCGAGCUGCGUGAGUAUCUGCCUAAGCUGCGUGUACUUGAAAUCUGCGGCAAUGGCUGGAACUCUACGUACAUGGAGCGUAUGCUGCUGCACAUGCACUACUACCGUCUGAGGGCAGACGUGGAAGGGAUCUCCCAGAUGCUGCUCUUCCAAGCGUUUUACGUCGAUCUGUGCUCGGCGAAAGCGGAAUCAUCCACCAAAGCGUCCGUCGAGGAUGCUGACUACUCGUCGGAAGAUGUUAGCAACAUACUGGAACAGGAGUUUGCCGAGUUCUAUCCCACCUCCUCUCCGGCUUCGAAUGCAGUGGAAGCGGAAGUGGCGAACCCGGUUCCCACGUCCACCACAAUGAAGGACAAUGGCGUGGUGGAACCUACGACUUCGGUUAGUUUGAACACGGUCAGCACCAUGCCCUCGGCGGAUCCGUCCGUGGCACCCGGGGAUCAGCAACCGGUGGUGGGCUCAUCGCCACUCUACGUCACCUUCCAGGUGCUAGUGUACACGUUCUCCGUGUUCGGUGUGGUGUGUCUCGUGGUGCUCGGGUACUAUGUGCGCCAGCGACGCUUCGAUGUGCGCCGUAUAACGCCCGUCGAUUCGAGUGCGGACUCCGUACGGCUAAUGUAGAGGAGCGGAUUUCGGGCAGAUAGCGAGCGAGCGAGUGCGUGCGAAACGAAAAGGUUUUGUUUGUUAUUUGUUUUGGUAGGUUUGGUGCCUUGCGCGAUAAGAUUCUGACAAAUUAAAGCUCGAAACCGACCGUGUGUAACCCAAUUCAAAUCGUUGCUGUUGUGAUCGGGAGCGGUUGUUGUGGAUCUUUAAAGUCAAUAGUAAGUAUAGUGAAUCAGUGAGAAAAGCACAUUUUAGUGGAAUAGUCGGAAAGAAGGUUCAGAUGGGGGAACAACAAGCUUGUCAAUCUAACCUAUCAAUAAAGAUGUGACUAAUGAAUGCAUUUCCUGAAUAAAAGAACGCUUUUUUAUUGUAAA